Carica papaya (papaya) is the source of this 1510-nucleotide messenger RNA. Its product is annotated as putative mitochondrial adenine nucleotide transporter BTL3. The record is from RefSeq and is a predicted model, not a curated record. Gene Ontology annotation, biological process: transmembrane transport. Lineage: Eukaryota; Viridiplantae; Streptophyta; Magnoliopsida; Brassicales; Caricaceae.
CCGGACAUUCCAUCUUCGUUUUUAGAUUCCAUUUCGUUUGAAGGUUCUUCAAUUGGCGUUCGUGGUUCUGUUGUUUGCUCCAAACCGGUUGUCUGCAUGUGUGUGAGGAGAAAGGAUCGCAGUUCUAGGUCUGUUAGUGGCAUUUUUUUGUCCAUGAGCUUUGGGAACGAUGGAUUUGUUCAGGAACCGAAAGAGGAUUUGGUGCAAAAUGGAGAGAGGGGCUCGGCAGAAGUGGAAGAUGGUAAUACUAUUGUUAAAAUCAAGAAACUGAGGGCCAGUUACGGGAGAGUAACAGCAGCGAACACCACCAAACAUCUAUGGGCUGGAGCUGUUGCAGCUAUUGUUUCAAGAACUUUUGUUGCGCCUCUUGAGAGACUAAAACUGGAAUAUAUAGUUCGUGGUGAGCAGAAGAAGUUGGUUGAGUUGAUUAAGUCAAUUGCAGCUACUCAAGGCUUGAAAGGCUUUUGGAAGGGGAACCUAGUCAACAUUCUUCGUACGGCUCCAUUUAAAGCAGUCAAUUUCUGUGCUUAUGAUACUUAUAGAAAGCAGCUGCUUCGACUGACUGGGAAUGAAGAAACUACAAAUUUUGAGAGGUUUAUUGCCGGAGCUGCAGCUGGAAUUACUGCAACUAUACUCUGCUUACCACUUGACACAAUCCGGACCAAAAUAGUGGCUCCUGGUGGUGAAGCCUUAGGCGGUGUUAUUGGGGCUUUCCGCCACAUGAUCCAAACUGAAGGGUUCUUUUCCCUUUACAAGGGCUUAGUGCCCUCUCUUGCAAGCAUGGCACCUUCAGGAGCUGUUUUUUACAGUGUAUAUGAUAUACUGAAAUCAGCUUAUCUACAUUCACCAGAAGGCAGAAAAAGAAUUCAGAACAUGAAUCAGCAAGGACAACAAUUGAAUGUUUUGGAUCAGCUUGAGUUGGGUCCAGUUAGGACGCUGUUAUAUGGGGCGAUUGCUGGUGCUUGUGCUGAAGCUGCCACUUAUCCGUUUGAAGUAGUAAGGAGACAGCUUCAGUUGCAAGUCCAGGCGACCAAAUUGAGUGCAUUUGCAACAUGUGUGAAGAUCAUUGAACAAGGAGGAAUUCCAGCACUCUAUGCUGGACUUAUUCCCAGCUUACUGCAGGUGCUGCCUUCAGCUGCAAUAAGCUACUUUGUAUACGAGUUUAUGAAGAUUGUUCUCAGAGUGGAAUGAACGGAGGCAAAAAUUAUCUGAAAGGAUAACUCUUGGGAUUUUGUUGAUAAGAACAGGAUGUAACAUCUAGCAUUGUAAAACCAAGAGAAAAAAAUAUAUAUCAAAAGCAUUUUCAGCAUCUAACAUUCUUUGAGUUGCCAUCCUAACCGAGUCUUGUGGUUUAGAAACUUCAGGAUUUCGUUAGAUUCCCUUCAUCGGAUGCCAUUUACUUUCCAUAAGUAACCAAAAUUUAGGCUAUCCAUGGCGAGGGGUUGACAGUGAAGACUGGUAAUGGGCUUUGAUGCACUUUAAGGUAAUAAAUUACAUUAUAUAUUCAUAA